UGGAGUCGAAGGUAGAGGAGGGCAGCAUGGUGGAGGCUACAAGUACACUUACGACAACUCUGGAGUCGAAGAUACGCAUGGUGGAGGCUACAAGUACACUUACGACAACUCUGGAGUCGAAGAUACAACUAGUACAAAGAUACUAGUAGGAGCGGAGCAGAACACUGCUAUUUCGCAACACAGGGCUUCAAACGAAGUGAGUCUGAUUUCUGCCAAAGCGUCGUCUACUUCCUCUGCCUCCUCCUUAGCCUCUUCUACCAACAAGGUUCGAAGCCAUACAGUGGGUGUAGGUCCAAGAUUGUCUCCACCAAAUCCGCUACAGCAAGAGCCACAGACUCUCGCCCUCUUGUACCCUUGCCUUAGCACCAAAGAUGCUUCCUCCUACAGCACUUAUUCAAAGCCAGUAGUUUCGGAGCAGGAGAGAAGCGAAAACGCAUGUAGUUCUUCAGAGGCCUAUACUUCUGCUUUAGAAGAACAGACACAGAAGAACGGAAGGAAGGAACGCAAGGAACGCUUGAGUAGUUGGAUAGCGUGGGACGAGUCGUGGGGUGAUGGAUGGGAGGACGACGGCAGUUGGACCCUGGUAGGCACGGAAACUGAGGCUGCCCCUGUGAUGGGAGUGCCUUCAGGAGACGGCCGGAUCGUCCUGGGGGUUCUUGAUGAGGAAGAAAAUGCGUCUCGCGUUGUGAAAACAGUUGUAACAGAGAAUACUCUCGUAAAAAGCGGCUCCGGUGAACUUGGUGCCGAAGACGUCAAGAAGAUUCAAAUCGCGGUUGCUCGAAGCCUAAGCGAAAACUUGGCUCCUAAUCCUCCUGAGCCUGAUCCUGCGUUAGCGGGUGUUAAGGAAAG
Amoebophrya sp. A25 is the source of this 849-nucleotide messenger RNA. Lineage: Eukaryota; Dinophyceae; Syndiniales; Amoebophryaceae. The record is from the annotation of a GenBank genome assembly.